Plasmodium adleri (nom. inval.) is the source of this 999-nucleotide messenger RNA. RefSeq names its product ADP-ribosylation factor GTPase-activating protein, putative. Gene Ontology annotation, molecular function: GTPase activator activity. The transcript has a single exon. The record is from RefSeq and is a predicted model, not a curated record. Lineage: Eukaryota; Apicomplexa; Aconoidasida; Haemosporida; Plasmodiidae. Bases 1 to 999 code for a protein of 332 amino acids. Gene Ontology annotation, biological process: COPI coating of Golgi vesicle.
AUGAAUGCAGCCGCUGUAGAACUUAUUAAUAGAUUAAAGAAAGAAGAUGAAAGUAAUAACAAAUGUUUUGAUUGUGGAAUAUCUAACCCCGAUUGGGUGUCUGUAAAUCAUGGUAUAUUUUUAUGUAUUAAUUGUUCAGGCGUUCAUAGAAGCUUGGGUGUACAUAUAAGUAUAGUAAGAAGUAUAAAAAUGGAUAUAUUUACUGAUGAACAAUUAAAAUAUAUAGAUAAAGGAGGUAAUAAAAAAUGUCAAACAUAUUUAGAGAAUUAUGGAAUAAGUGAUUUUAUUCCAGAAAGAAAAUAUAGAACUAAGGCAGCUGAUCAUUAUAGAAAAAUAUUAAGAUCUAUUGUUCAUAAUGUGGAUCCACCUGCUCCUUUACCUUUAGAUGAAGGAAAGAGUUUAAUUAAUUAUGGAAGAAAUGAAAAUGUUAAUGAAAGUAAUAAAAAUCAAUAUUCUAAUGAAGAACCAGAUUUUAUUUCAUCUUUAAAUACAUCAGAAAUUAUAGAAAAUGUAAGUGCCACAUUUUCCAAUUUAAUAAAUAAAGCAUCAAGUAUGACAACUAAUACAAUAAAUAAUUUAAAUACUAAUGAUUUAAUAGAAUCAACUAAAGGUACAAUAAUUAAUAGUGGAAGUUGGUUUACUGAAAAAACUAAACAAAUUGCAGAAAAUGUCAGUGAUAAUCCAUGGUGGGCUAAAGGACAAAGUAAAAUAAAAGAUGUUACACAAAAUGCUAGUGGAUGGAUUUCUACCAUUUCUUCAACUGUUUCAAGGACAAAUAGUAAUUUCUUUUUUUCAAAUAAUGAUCCUAAUAUGAAUAAUGGAAAUAAUGAAGGCAUGAAUAAUAAUAAUACUAAUGCUAAUAGUAAUGGUAACACUACUAACAAUAAUAAUGAACAAGCACAAAAUAAUAAUAAUGUUAAUUUUAAUUAUAAUAGUUCAAAUGCAAAUAAUGAAUAUUUAAAUUACGGAAUAAAUGAAAAUAAUUCGACGUUUAAUUGA